AUGAUAAAGAUAAUCAAAUCACAAAUGAAUGAAUUUCAACCAGAUCACAACAAACUACAAACCAUUCAACAACUUGUUGAAGCAUCAUUAAGUUGUCAAAGACAAAAUGAAGUAUUACAAUUAUUAGAUAUUGUUUCUCAUUAUGAAGAAUAUUCAACAUAUUUACAAUAUUUAUUACUUAAUACAACAAAUGAAGUAUAUUUAUCAAUAAUUUUCUUAUUACUUAAACAAGCAAUUGAAAAUGGAUGUAAUACAGAUUAUAUUGAAUUAGUUAAAACAAUUUUUAAAUUAGUAAGAGAUGGGAAACAACAUAUAAUGAAAGGAGGAUAUUCUAUUUUAACAAUAUGUUUUUGUAAAAGUCCAUUAUGUAGUCAAAUGAUUAUUCAAUUUAUUUAUUCUUCAUUACAAUCAACACAAACAUUAAUAAUACAAUUUGGAAUAGAACUUCUUGAUAUUAUUAUUACAGAUCAUUUUGAGAGUUUAGAUAAAUCAUUUUAUCCUAUAAUUGAAAAAAUUAUGGAAAUAGUUCUUCAAUAUUUUUCUUCAAUUUCAAUUAAUUUAAAAUCAAAAGUAUUAAAUACAUUUACUGAACUUAUUCUUUUUGAAGCACCAUUUUUAUCUAAUGCAUUAGAAUUAUUAUUAAAAACAUUUUGUACAGAAAUUUAUGAUAA
Molecule: messenger RNA, 671 nt
Organism: Entamoeba dispar SAW760
Lineage: Eukaryota; Evosea; Mastigamoebida; Endamoebidae
Exons: 1
Source: RefSeq, a predicted model, not a curated record